Messenger RNA from Lachancea dasiensis, 1221 nucleotides. NCBI's taxonomy places the organism in Eukaryota, Fungi, Ascomycota, Saccharomycetes, Saccharomycetales, Saccharomycetaceae. The record is from the annotation of a GenBank genome assembly.
AUGACUUCCUACAUGUAUUAUCCAAAUUACGCGGCUCCUUGCCCUGGGCCAGCUGUGCCUCCACGUCAAGCUUUCCAUGGUCAUUCCCAAUCCAUGGGUGCUCCCGUUGGAAAUUAUGGUUAUUAUCCCGAAGCCCAGCCUUUGCAACCAUAUUACCAACCACAACAUCAGCAGGGUUUCCAUCACCGUUACUCCUCGAGCUAUCAGAUGGUGUUACCUCCUCCUGGUAUGGGAUUUGUGGCUCCUGCUGUCCCACAAGCCCCGAUGUUACCACAAUUGCAACAGCCAUCUUAUCAGCCUCCAAUGCCAAACCAACAACCUCAAUACGACCAUGGCGGCAGCCAAGUCAAUGGUGGCGUGCGUGAUGUGCUGGACUACGAUCUCAACUUCAUGGCUGAAUUUGUGGUUAAAAAUGCCUACUUGAUCUUCGACAACGAAGAGGCUCUCGCUGUUGAGCCUUCCAGUGUUUUGAACAUAUUUAACAAAGGUGUGAGCUCUGUUUUGAAUGCAACCAGGUUGCCAUCGGUGACCGUCUUCAUGGCACUAGAUUUUCUUUGCAAAUAUGUCGCGAAGCUGCCCACAGGCAUACAUGCUCUGGGAGGUGAUUCCGUUAACAUCAUCUAUCAGAAUUUGAUGAUUGCUUUUGUGUUGGCGAACAAGUUCAACGAUGAUAAAACCUUUACCAACAAAUCUUGGUCUCAUGCAACCGGUAUGGAGUUAUCUGUUAUCAAUAAAUUCGAGAGAGACUGGCUUGCCGUUUUUGAAUGGAAAUUAUUCGACGACAAUUUUGUAUUAUUCGAUGAAUAUCACAAAUCAUUCGAACAAUUCUGCCAAGAAAAAACGACGCCGUUUUCUUACAGUUCCUACAACCUGUCAAACUCGUCGCCCUUACCUAAAUAUGGAUCUGACUUGUCUCCGAGCCAUCAAAACGGGUCCGGAUUUCAGACCCCUGUUCAACUCCCUUCUAUGGUCUAUUCUUCACCUUCUUACACGGAUGGAAGAAGUGCUACAAGCAAUUCGUUUUAUCAGCAAUCACUUGCUUCACCCACUUCUAAAGGAACCCCAACUUCAAAGAAUGGUUUUUCUUCUGGCACCAGCUACAACUAUUAUAAUGCACCAAUGCAAGUCCCGCCACUUGCUCCGGUUUGGGGUGGUCCUACGGAGGAUUUAUAUGCUCCAUCUCAGUUUGUUCCACCAAGUAAAGCUUAUUAUUGUUAUUGA